Messenger RNA from Dissoconium aciculare CBS 342.82, 4641 nucleotides. RefSeq lists its product as uncharacterized. Gene Ontology annotation, cellular component: cytoplasm; nucleus. Lineage: Eukaryota; Fungi; Ascomycota; Dothideomycetes; Mycosphaerellales; Dissoconiaceae. Bases 120 to 4538 code for a protein of 1472 amino acids. Gene Ontology annotation, molecular function: mRNA binding; protein binding. The transcript is spliced from 2 exons. The record is from RefSeq and is a predicted model, not a curated record. Gene Ontology annotation, biological process: RNA processing.
CAUCGAGGCUUCCGUGACUCGCUUUUAUAUUGCCUUGGACGUUUGCAAAUGCAGAACGACCACACCGCAUCUGACCAACUGUGUGGAUCGUGAAGCGCUCUUCAUCCGCCCUCCGCGAUAUGAAUAUCAACGCGCUCCUGUCGCCGGACGACAGCAGACACGCGAGGCCUGUGCAACCAACACCCGCUGCGCCAGCGAACGAAUAUUCACAGACCCAACAUCAAGGGCACCAAUAUCAGCCUCAUCCUAAUUCCCAACAAUAUCCGCCUUCAGAUCCAUAUCAGCCUCAGCAGCAGCUGCAACAACCGCAGCAAUAUCAGCACACUUAUUCGUCGCAUCAUGGAAUGCUAAAUCAUCAACCGCCUCAUCAAGAAGCACACCAGCAACAAACAGCCCAUCAACAAGCACCCCAUCCUCAAGCAGCUCAUCAACAAGCACUCCAUCAACAAGCACUUCACCACCAAAUAUCCCACCAUCAACCAUCUCAUCAGCAAUCGCCACAUUUGCAAGCGCACCAUGUACAGGCUCAUCAGCAGCAGCAGCAGCAGCAGCAAUACCAACAGCCUCCACCUCUGCCGCAAGCUAGUAACUCUCAGCAUCGAGCCCGACAAUUAGCGUCCAGCAGCAGACACUCGCCUUCGGGCCUAAGCCACGAGGUAUCCCGGUCACCUGAUCGUGUAGAUUCAUCUUCAACGCAGUAUGCAAACCCUCCCAUCCAGCAUGUCGGCGGCAAUUCCAGGAGUGUAAGGCGUCAAGUCCUCAAUGCAGAGUCGUCGCCGACAAAGGGACUGGGAGACGCUCAUCAGCGCCCACAGCCCACAAGCAAUCCAGCCCCGACUAUGAAUUACACAGGACCUGUGUCGCAUCGUCCUGCGGCUCCCCAUCGACCCGUGUCAAGCCCUCAGGUGGACUUGGCUCCUGAUCGCGCGUCAGCCCACCAUCGUAAACAAGCUCACCGGGCCCAGUCCGCAAAUGAUGUGCGAAACACUGAGCGUCGCGAUACGCAACCAUCUCCGCUGCCGUCUCCGUCUGCAGCAGAACCGCAUCCUAUCGUUCGCAACCUUUCCCGGCAGUCUCUUGCCGAACUGACCUUAGCUGAUGCGCCUGCUCCAACUCCGCCGCCACGUGAUGUCUCAUCGUCAGCCUUCUCAGCAGCUGAAUCUAAGACUGUGACUGAGCUCCUGAGUUAUCUGGGAUCAAAUCCGUAUGCGUACGACCAGCAUGUGCAAUUGGUGGGCUUGCUCCACAAAGGAUUUCUUGCUCACGUCCAUUCAUCUGAUACGGCUGCUUCUGCGACCCACGCCAAAGACUAUUCCUUGUUGGUAGAACUUCGGCAGGCACGUGAGGCGCUUGACACCCGCUUUGCGGUAGGCGAGGAUAUAUGGUCCGACUGGCUCUCCGAUGAAGUUCUUCUCGCGACUUCAACUGAAGAACGUAUGACUGUGACUGAGCUUUUCCAAAGAGCGGUUCAAGAUGAGCCAAUGUCGGUAAAGCUUUGGCUAGCGUACAGCGAAUGGAUAGCGGUCAACCACGCAGCUUGCUAUGACUCUUCUGGUUCGAUAGCACCAGGUUGGACUGCAGAGAGCAUAUCAGAGUGCCAGGAACUGUUCACUAAGGAUACGUUGCGAAGCGUUCUGGAACAGGCAGUCAUUGCAACCCGUUGGCGAAUCGACGAGAGUCACCUCCUUUGGUCCCGCUUAGUGCCUCUGGUCCUCGACGAGCUGCCGCAAACGCCAUCGUCCGACGACGUGGAGCGUUUGCGCACAUUCUUCUUGCAGCGUAUGCAAAUACCACAUGCCGAGCCUCACCUGAUUGAACAGGCGUUUUGGUCGGCGAUUUCGAGGUUUCAAGGGGCGGAGUGGGAGACCGUCAUGGAACACGCAAAGCACCACGCCGAAUCUUCAAAGGAAGAAUCCAAUAGACGUAAAGAUGGUGAAUUCUCGUUGCAGCGAGCGACGCAAGAGUCAGAUUCUCAAGCAAUACGGAAAGCGUUCGAAAAGUACUUGCUAGCCGAGAAGUUUCGCAAGCCCCGGGGCAAUUUCUACUACGAGCUUCGAUGCGCGCUCUACGAGCGAGCUCUACUCCGGUUUCCAGUCGAGGCUGCAUGGUGGCUGGACUACAUUGAUUUCGCCAUGAGUGCUCCGGAAUCGGAGAAUAUUUCACUCUUACCUCUCAUCGAACGAGCGACUCGCCACUGCCCAGGCUCUGGUGACCUGUGGUCGCGGCGCAUCCUCCGUGCCGAUGUAGAACGAAAAUCACGAGACGAGGUAGAAGCCAUCAAGCAUCGUGCUACUAAUUCUGGCCUAUUGGACCUCGGCGGCAUGGAAGAAAUGGUUAAGAUGCUACAACAGUGGUGUAGCUACCUACGUCGCCACGCUUUCAGUCGUAUCAAUUUAGAGGAUGACGUCGACACUGCCGAGUUUGGAAUCAUGUCUGCUCUCGAUGAUAUCCACCAAGCUGGCAAGAUGAUCUACGGACCUGAUUUUCCCGGAGAUCCUCUAUUCAGGUUGGAGCAAGUACAAAUCAAGUUCUACACCGAGAGUCGGCGCACGGACGAAGCUCGCAAGAUUUAUGAGUCCCUCGCCCAGCAACAGCUGUACGCACGAUCGUACGAUUUUUGGAACAAGUAUUACAACUGGGAACUAUGGCUCUGGGGAUUUGACCGACUGGUAGAAAAGCAUCGAGUGGAGACUAUCGAGAACGGACCGCAUCGCGCCACAAAGGUCGUGCAGAAAGCACUUGCUCAAAAGACACUGGAUCUUCCUGGCAGUGUUUUGGAGCUAUAUUUGUACCAUUUCCAGCAGCAUGAGUCAGCAGAAAAGCUGCAAGCGGCGUUGGUCGAUUCGAGGAACUUCACGCUGAGACUCGCCAAACAAGCUGCCAAAGAGGCUGCAGAGGCUGCAGAACUACAAGCACAAUAUGCGGCAGCGGCAGUCGUCGAUCCAGUAUCUGCGCAGGUGAAAGAAGAGCCUGUCAAGGGAGAGAAGCGCAAGCGCGAGGAAGAAACCCUGACAGAUGACAAUGAGAGCGCAAAGAAACCAAAGGUUGAUGGGGACGAUAAGGUCGAAGGAGAUCACGGCAAACGCGACCGCGAGCACAACACCGUUUCAUUGAAGAAUCUCCCUAUUGGAACAACAGAAGAAGACAUCAAAGACUUCUUCCAGGACUUUGGCACCAUACUCGCAAUCAAUGUAUUACCAAUCAUCGGAGCUAACGACAGGUCCACCACUGCUACAGUUGAAUUUGAGUCUCACGCCGACGCGACAUCAUCUAUCAUACGCAGUGGUAAGCAAUUGAAGGGGAAUGAAAUCACCGUUCACAGCGGUGGUCAAAAUGUCCUCUACGUCUGCAACUAUCCGCCCGAGUAUAGCGAGGAUGACAUUCGAGGAUUGUUCAAGCACUAUGGGGAGGUCGCCAGCGUUCGAUUUCCAUCUUUGAAUCUCAAUUCUCGGCGUCGCUUCUGCUAUGUGUCUUUCCUCACGGCGGAGAUGGCGAAGAGCGCCGAGGCGGCUGUAGAUGGAAAAAAGCUUGACGGCGUGCACACUCUGAUUGCCAAAAUCUCCGAUCCCAAUGCGAAGAAACACCGGAGCGGUCCCCAAGAAGAGGGCCGUGAGAUCUUCGUGAAGAACAUCGAUCGCAACGGGACUGAAGAGGAGAUCAACUUGUUCUUUGCCGAGUAUGGCAAAAUCGAGUCCUUCCACCUUCUGCGCCACGUCAAUAAGCAGUUGACCGGUACAGGAUUUUUUGUGUACGAAACUGCAGGCGAAGCCAACGCGGCCGUCGAAGGGGCAAACCAAAAACCGUUUCGCGACCGCGUUUUGACAGUCCAGUUGUCGACGCCAAAGGGCAAAAUCGCUCCCCUUGAUCGUAUGAAAAAGCAGGAUAUUCUCAUCAAACAGCCUGGCGCAACUCCAGAGCCGGCCGACCGUAACGGCGACACUCAUGACCGUCGUGAUUCCGACAUCUCGAUGUCCACCUCGACAGCACCCCAACAAGCCGAUAGCGAAUCUCACAAAACCAUUCGUGAACGCAAGAUAGCCAUCUUCAAUCUACCUGACACGGUCAACGAUGCGCGAGUGCGUUCAGUCAUGGAGCACUAUGGGCCCCUUACAAAGAUUCAGAUGCGUCGGGACAUUCAAGGCGCGAUCGUGGAGUUCACCAAUCUCAAGGAUGCCUUCAACGUUCGACAGGGCGUGGACGUCAGCAGUCUCGGAACUGGGGUCGUCACAGGUGAUGUCGGCGACCUUUUAGCAAUAAAAAAGAAUAAAAAAGCGGCUGCUGUCGGCGGUGGCAGUGGUGGAGGCAGCGCUCUCUCAAUGAUGCCGACUUCCAUCGCGAAAGGUCUCGGUGGAGGACGAGGGCGCGGCGGACUAGGAACGAAGCGAGGCGGUGGUAGAACCCCGUACAGCGCUGCACGCUCGGAAGAAACGCCCGCAGCUAGCAAGACUCCUGCCGCAACCGUCGACGGUGAAGCAAAGAGCAAUGCGGACUUUCGACGCAUGUUUGCGGCAUCUGCGACAGAGAGCAAGGGGGAAUGACAGGCGGCGGGGCCCCAGUAGCUUCUUUUUGUACAACAUCUUUUAUUCAGAGAUCAGGGAACAAUCGUUUUGUGGCGGCGUUCCACAUUGAAGUGAAAAGAAA